This is a messenger RNA of Microcebus murinus (gray mouse lemur), 4715 nucleotides long. It is a transcript of the gene ZYG11A, whose product is annotated as zyg-11 family member A, cell cycle regulator. Gene Ontology annotation, cellular component: Cul2-RING ubiquitin ligase complex. NCBI's taxonomy places the organism in Eukaryota, Metazoa, Chordata, Mammalia, Primates, Cheirogaleidae. The record is from RefSeq and is a predicted model, not a curated record.
AAUGCCCCUAAAGGGAUGACAGGAAUGUGCUAGCUAUCAGGCCCUGAGAUGUGGGUUUGAGGGAGGUUGGUCUCAAAGGGGUGAGUAGGAGUUGGGUGUGUGGUUGGGCAGGUUAAGGCUGGUUUCUGGACUGAGGCGGCGGAAAGAGGAGGACGGUUGGUGUCCCUCCGGGUCGCCAGGGUGGGGGCUGGGAACGCCGGCCCAGGGGGCGGGGUGUGCGGCGGGCCGGCCCCAGGGGGCGCGUGCGCGUUACCACACCCGGCGUUUCAAAAGCCUAGCGGCACGUCGCGCCACGAGCGCUGAGUGCUCUCUCGGUGUGACUGGUGUUGCCCAGCAGUCGCCGUCAGUUCUCGCGGGAUCCGAGUCCCCACUCGACGCCCGCUCUCUUCUCGACGCCCCGGCGGCGGGUGUCGCCAUGGUUCACUUCUUGCACCCGGGGCUCUUGCCACGGACCAUCGUCCCCCCCGACGCCCAGAAGGAUGCCCUGGGCUGCUGCGUGGUGCAGGAGGAGGCAUCUCCCUACUCUUUGGUCAACAUCUGCCUGAAUGCCCUGAUUGCUAACCUGGAGAAAUUGUGUUCUGAAAGACCUGAUGGAACAUUGUGCCUUCCGGAGCAUUGGAGUUUCCCUCAGGAAGUAGCUGAUCGGUUCCUUGGGGUGAUGACUUGGCAAGGCAAGCUGACUGACAGAACAGCAAGCAUUUUCCAAGGCAACCAAAUGAAAUUGAAGCUGGUCAAUAUCCAAAAAGCUAAACUCUCUACAGCUGCAUUCAUAAAAGCCUUCUGCCAUCAUAAGCUCAUUGAAUUGGAUGCUACUGCAGUACAUUCUGACCUCCCUAUCUCAGACAUCAUAAGUGGACUAUGCAGCAAUAACUGGAUCCAAGAAAACCUUCAGUGUCUCCUGUUAGACUCAACAAGCAUCCCUCAAGAUUCAAGACUACUUUUCUUUGGUCAGCUCACUGGUCUUCGCAUUUUAAGUGUUUUCAAUGUUUGUUUUCAUACUGAAGACUUGGCUAAUGUUUCUCACUUACCAAGACUGGAAAGCUUGGAUAUCUCCAACACUCUGGUCACUAACAUCUCUGCAUUGCUUACCUGUAAGGAUCGACUCAAGUCUCUAACAAUGCACUAUCUGAAAUGCUUGACCAUGUCCAAACCACAAAUUCUUGCAGUCAUUAGAGAACUUAAAUGUCUGCUUCACCUUGAUAUUUCUGAUCACAGGCAACUCAAAUCAGACCUAGCUUUUCAUUUGCUACAGCAGAAGGAUAUCCUGCCUAAUAUCGUAUCACUGGAUAUUUCUGGGGGCAAUUGCAUCACUGAUGGAGCUGUAGAACUGUUUAUACGGCAGCGGCCUGCAAUGCAAUUUGUGGGACUACUGGCUACGGAUGCUGGUUAUUCUGACUUCUUUACUACAGAGCAAGGCUUGAGGGUUGCUGGAGGAGCCAAUAUGAAUCAGAUUACAGAAGCACUGAGCAGAUACAGGAACAGGUCAUGUUUUAUGAAGGAAGCCCUCUACAGGCUCUUUACAGAGACAUUUUCAAUGCAGGUAACCAUGCCUGCUAUUUUAAAGCUUGUGGCUGUAGGAAUGAGGAAUCAUCCAUUGGAUUUACCAGUGCAGUUCACGGCCAGUGCUUGUGCUCUGAACUUAACACGCCAGGGCCUGGCCAGGGGGAUGCCUGUUCGUCUAUUGUCAGAGGUCACCUGUCUGCUUUUCAAAGCUUUGAAAAACUUCCCCCAUUAUCAGCAGUUACAGAAGAAUUGUCUUCUCUCCUUAACCAAUUCCAGGAUUCUUGUGGAUGUUCCAUUUGACAGAUUUGAUGCAGCCAAGUUUGUUAUGAGAUGGCUCUGUAAGCAUGAAAACCCCAAGAUGCAAACAAUGGCAGUGAGCAUCACCUCUAUUUUAGCCCUGCAGCUUUCACCUGAGCAAACUGUCCAACUUAAAGAAGAGCUCUUCAUGGCAGUUAAGGAACUUCUAGCAAUAGUAAAACAAAAGACUACUGAGAAUUUAGAUGAUGUCACCCUCUUGUUUACUUUGAAAGCACUUUGGAAUCUUACAGAUGAGUCUCCAGCUGCCUGCAAGCACUUUGUUGAAAAUCAGGGAUUGGCAGUCUUCAUGCAAGUCUUGGAGACUUUUUCAGAGUCAGCAAUACAAAGCAAAGUACUUGGUCUUUUGAACAACGUAGCAGAAGUCAAAGAGCUGUCUUCCAGGCUUUUGAGUGAAGAUAUGAUGAAGCGUAUCCGCAGUUUACUCCACAGCAAGGAAAUGGAAGUGAGCUAUUUUGCUGCAGGUAUCAUAGCCCACCUGACAUCGGACAGACAGCCUUGGCUAUCCCGUGACUUUCAGAGAAGUGCUCUUCUCCAAGAGCUGCAUGCAACUAUCCAGAAUUGGCCAAGUUCAAGUUGUAAAAUGACAGCAUUGGUGACCUACAGAUCUUUCAAGGCAUUUUUCCCGCUCCUUGGCAACUUCUCUCAACCAGAGGUUCAGCUCUGGGCACUAUGGGCUAUGUAUCAUGUCUGCAGUAAAAACCCCAGCAAAUACUGCAAAAUGUUAGUAGAAGAAGAAGGAUUACAGCUUCUGUGUGAUAUCCAGGAGCACAGUGAGGCAAACCCCCAAGCACAGCAGAUUGCAGCCUCCAUUCUAGACGACUUCAGAAUGCAUUUCAUGAAUUAUCAGAGACUCCCUCUGUGUCGAAUGCAGUUCUCAACCUAAGGGGCUUAAUGGGUGCUCUCUGUUCUUCAAUGUCAGUUCCUCUGCCCUGUCAGUAAUUGAAUGUUGAAACCACUCGGAGUUUGUGAAUUGGCUGUCUCAUUGGCCAUUUACUGUUGAUUUUCUAUCUGGGAGUUUGUGAGUUUGCUCUUUCAUUGGCCAUUUAUUGUUGAUUUUCUAUAAGUUACAAAAAGGUUGGAUUUGUAGAUAGCCAUAAUCCCAAAUCAAGUUGGAAUCAUUCUGGGGACACCCCUUCAGCAGCAAUUUUGAAGAAUUAAACCAUGGAUUCUUGGGAAAAGCUUGUGUGGGAAUAGCUAUGCCAGUUACUUAGCCCUGGACAACUUUUUUGCUUUGGGAGCAUGUCAGGGAAAUGGGACCAAUUACCCAGUAGAAGAAAGGAAAGACCUAUAGGGAGACCUUGGCAUUUAUGUUCAGUUUCCUGAGUAGUUAUUUGUGCUUAUGCAAAGCUACCAGAAAAGAAGUAUAUACAAAGAAAGUGGGAAAUACAUGCUUAUAAAUAUGUUGUUUGUAAGGCAGAACUUCUGGUGAAGGGAUAAAAACUAAUUUUCUCUUUCCUCCUUUUCUUUUCUUCCUUUCCCUUCUCUUCUUUCUUUCCCUUCCCCCCUCCUUUCUUUUCUUCCCUUUCCUCCCUCUCUUCCUUCCCACCCCUCAGAUACCAGAGUACUUUCCACUUGAAGGAAGGAAAGAAAAAUAUAUUUUUGGGAAGAAGGGCUGGGUACAUUCAUACAUAACAGGUACACUGCACACUAUCCAGGAGAUGGGCACACUUACAACCUUGACUCAUGGUACAAAAGCAAUUUAGGUAACCAAAACAUUGUACCCGUGAAAUACACUGAAAUUUAAAAAUAUAUAACAGCCCUGCAAUAUAAAAACAAAAAAGAGAAAUAUAUAUUUUUACAACUUUAAGUAUUCUUUGGCCCUUUUCCCUGCAACUUUACAAACCGUAUCAGAUGCUUUUGUUUGUGGCCUCUGCAGAGCUGCUCUGAGGAAUAGAGUAUGAACUCCUUCCUUGCCUUAUGGACUACUGAUAAACAUGUUUUAUUUAUUUUAAAUUUGUUUUUGAUUAUUAACAUAGCUUAGAACUAGAUUUUUGAGCUUUUAGCUGGCUUGGUCCAGACUCUUAACUGGAGUACCAUGUACCAUCUUUUGGAAUCAAGGAGGAAAAUAAAAAAUCACAUUCCAAACUAUUACCAGUGUCCCACUAAAUAAGCAAGAUUUGUAACCUAUUUCCUUCAAUAGUCCUUAAACUGCAGUUUCCUCACACUCUGCUGCAUGAUUCUAGCAAGGGUGUCUUGAGUUUCCUGUCCUGGGUUCCAGUACCUUGGAACAUUGUGUCAUCAGAUCCUAGCUUUUGCUAAUGGGAGGAUGUGUUGUGGGGUGGGAACUACUGUGUUGAAGUCCAGGUCUGUCCUAGGCAUCCUUUUCCUCUCAUUCACAGUAAUCGUCAGGGGUAGGUAAGUUUCAUUUUCCUUACUUAACAGAUGAGAAAAAGGAAGUUCAGUAAGGUUGUUGCUUUGCUGAGUAGUCCUAGCUGGUACAGUCUGUGCUGAUUGUAAGGCUUGGGUUGGUUCUGUAUUACUCUGCCAUCCAUGGUACAAACAUAACCUUGGGGCAUAUUUGUAUUUAGCAGCAAGUCAACAAUGGUAUUCCUAUGUGUCCAUGCUCAUGAUUUAGGGACUCUAGGCCAGGCCUAGGCUCAGGAUGCUUAGCCAGAAUUCAGAUCCAGUUGGAGAAUGACCACAAGGCCACAGCUUACACCUGUUAGCCUUGAUACAAGAGGAGAGAUGGCUACUACGACCAAUAGGGAUAUGUAUCAGCCCCUGCUUUGUUUUCUAGGGGCUGUCAUCCUCUAUUCACCUUUGCUCAUGAUGUUUGUGUUAAGUGGCUUGUUUGCUUCGCAUACCUAUUAAUCCUCAGGCUUCAAUUCCAUGUUACUUGCCCAUUUCUCGAUCCUCCCUUCUCUCCAUCCAAGUUAAUUGCACCCUUCUCAGUA